Eucalyptus grandis is the source of this 1101-nucleotide messenger RNA. RefSeq lists its product as uncharacterized. The transcript is spliced from 2 exons. Gene Ontology annotation, molecular function: protein binding. Lineage: Eukaryota; Viridiplantae; Streptophyta; Magnoliopsida; Myrtales; Myrtaceae. The record is from RefSeq and is a predicted model, not a curated record. The coding region runs from base 1 to 1101 and encodes 366 amino acids.
AUGGGAGACGAAGGCGGCGACGGCGGAGGCGGAGGCGGUGGCGGCGACCGUGGAGGUGGUGGCGGAGUCGGGGAGGCGACGUCGCCGAGCAACAAGGUCAAGUUCCUGUGCAGCCACGGCGGGAAGAUCCUGCCGUGGCCCAACGACGGCCACCUCAAGUACGUGGGCGGCGAGACCCGGGUCAUCUCCAUCUCUCGCGACGCGUCUUUCUCCGAUUUGAUGAAGAAGCUGAGUGCCCCGAUCGAUGCGGACGUGGUCCUGAAGUAUCAGGUGGCGCCGGAGGAUCUCGACGCGCUGGUGACGGUGCGGACUGACGAGGAUCUCAGGCACAUGCUCGACGAGUACGACCGCCACGAGAGCGGCAGGAACCCGAGGCUCCGGGCCUUCCUGUUCCCCGCCAACCCGACCGUGGUCGAGAACCUGACGGCCGCCCUGGAGCCGCAGGCGCCGGAGCAGCGCUACGUCGACGCCAUCAACGGCAUCGUCCGGACCAUCCCCAACGUGAGGAUGGCCCCUCUCCGCGUGAACCGUGCCGCGUUCAGCAUAUCCUCCGCCUGCUCCUCGCCGAAAUCGCCGUCCCCGGACAGCAGCCGCUCGACCGACGCCACGGCACAGGAGACCUUCACGUUCAACGCGAGGCGGCUCCCAAUGAGCAAGGUCCAAAGCUCGCCUAGCCUGUGCAGCCUCGGCAACAAUGCCCCGGCGCCGAACAACGGGUUCGGCAACCGCCAAUGCAUUCACCAGCACCACCAUUAUCACUACCCGAACUACCAGAGGCAGGAACACCACCCUGGCAGCUACCACACCAUUAGGCCGCCUCAGGACCCCCACAAAGGGAUCGGCGGCGGCGAGCGGCUCCACCCGGCUCUGCCGUCGGGGAGGGCCGACAUCGGUAGGAGCUACCUGGGUCAGGGAUUGAACCCCUACUACGGGUCGCAAAGGCAUCAUGGGGCCGGCGGGGGAGGUUAUAACUACUGCGGCUACUCCGACGAGUGCGGGGGUUAUGCAGGCACAAGGUACGAGCGGGCGGAUAGUCUGCCGGCGAGCCCGAGAAGGGCCUAUUGGGAUGGAUCCUACUACAAGGUAGACCUGCCGAAUUGA